UAUUUGCCCUUCUCUACUGAAUAUCUAUUCAUAGAGUCACCACAGUGUGGUGAGUCUCGUAGUCUAUAGCGCUUGGCCUACCAUCGCCUUCGUCCCUGCUGCUACAACGCGUUGCCAUCGCAUUAGUCAGUCAGUCUCUACUGGUAAUGCUGCUUGAUCGCCGACGGCAGCCUGUCACAGUCUUCUGAAGCCGUGCUCCAUAGACGCUUACGGCAACGCUCCAUUUCGCCCCACAUCGUCGCUGUCACCAGGGGCGCUGCCGGGGCUAGUUUUCACGCAUUAGCAACAACGUUGUUCGUUUUGCGUGCAGUGACGGAAGCGACGACGCGGCUGGCGACAGUGACAGUAGUUGGAGAACGGUGCUCCUCUAGUUACCGUGCAGACGGGGAGUGGCCUCCACAAAGGCGGGCAGACUGCCAGGCCACAAUAUACGGACGUCCGUCGAUCGAUUUCUUGGGAGCUUGUGCUUGUUCAUACAAGUUGUUUGUCGUCAGCUGCUGAGUCGUCUAUUGAAAUUGGCGCUGGCUAUCUUUGACCGGAAGUGCUGCUUUGGACACUAUUGUAGUUAUUGUGGUAUAAAUAUUGUUGUUGUUACUCUUACCGUGAUGUUGCUUGAAGUUAGACCUUAGGGGUGGACACUUUUGUAUUUACAGUUCACGAUGGUAUGCUUUUGCGCCUGUUGAACGUCCUGCUGGAGAAAUAACGCGGAAAUAGAUGGAAUAAGCCAGUAGCGGAUAGCUAAUAGGACGGAUUAGCAAUUUAUAAUAAGAGCUCUCUUUUGUUGUCUGAAAAGGUAUCGGCUUUUUACGACUUAUAUUUUGUUAGACGAGUGUGAUACUGGUAACCAUUUCGUGGCAGGUGUUGGCCUGUAGAUUUUCGGAACGAAUCUAUGUAAAUAGGCACGCGCCUGGAACUUGUCGGUUUUCGUUCUCUUUCGACAAAACGUGAUAUUGCCGCUUGUCAUCAGUGAAACAUCUCGUCAUAUAACUACAAUAUUUAUAGAAAAUUUAUUGAUUACGUGGUUGUCAUUAAAAAUCGCGGUGUAUAGGUUUUUCGAACAGGGACCCACUCAGAAGGUUCAUAAGUUGUGUUUUUGUGCCUAUGGGAUCAUUAUUGGUCCUGCAAAUAUAUGAACGUCUCAGUGAACACAACAAAUUAAGAAUGGAGCACGAAAAUGAUCGACAUAUUGGUGACGCGGCCGCGUUGAUGAUUCUUACCAUCAUUCUCGGAGCGAUGAUUCUCUACUUCAUCAAACACAGAGCCACUGGUAACGGACGUAAGGAGAAGGCACGAAAAUCGGUCCGAGCUUCUUCUGACGCCAACUCCGAGCAUGAAAUGCGGACGAGUUUAACGCGUCAAGACGAGUCGGUUGGAAUGGGUUCGCCAAAACCCAUAGACGAAUCUCAGUUCGUAGCAAUCUCCGCCAGGGAGCCUUCUUCGGACGAACAGCUCACAUUCAGCGCUGCCUUAACAACGGCUGCCCAAAACGACCCGCGAAAUUCUACCGGGUCGGCAUCCAGUUCGGGUAGCAAUACAUAUGUACAGUCCUGUACGCCCAAUGCAAUGACAGCGCAGUUGGCUUCGACAAGUGAGGGUGCAGCGGGACGCCGUGUCGGGAUCCUGGAGGCGCUCGUGCCGGCGAGACGACUGAUGGUCGAUGAGGGUACUGAUCUCGAUGAUGACCCUGGCAAAGAAGAGACGAUAGCAAAGGAAAUCCAAGUAGCAGUGCAUCAGAGUCAAGGCCAGCGAACUGGUGUUCUAUUACCAAUCAAAAUAGCCUGGGAUAAAGUUACCGAUCUAUUGAUGAAAAAUCUCCAAAUCAAGGAAGUGGAUUACGGAAGGCCUUGUCAAGACUGCGGAGUAAAUUGUGCCGGAUUCAAACCCCACCAAUGGAGGAAGUCAUGCUCGAAUUGUAAGUGUCCUCGCGAGUCACACGAUAUUUACAAUGAGGAGAAUGUGUCAUCAAAAGAGCGCCUCGGUAUUAAAACGAACGCCGACAAGAAAUGCGACCAUUCAAGCGCGCUCUCGCCUGACCUCUCCAACUCUGCCAAGGAUAGGACUUUGUCCCACGCCCACCCUCGCGCCCAGGGCUACUCCUGGGUACCCCCAGGAUUGCCUGCUGACAAGAUCGACAGAUAUUUCCGCGAGCUCCCGAAUCACAAAGUACCAAAGGCGAGUUCACCAGGCGAGAAGUACCGCGACAAACAGCUGAUCCUCCAGUUACCGAAACAGGACCUGGCGUUGCCGUAUUGUAAAUUCCUCGAAAAGGAGCACCAUAAGGCAUUCGAAGAUUUCGUCAACACGCGCAAUGAGUGUGCACUCGAUAUCGGCUUCGUCUGCGAGGCGCUCGACGCUCCCGUUGACUGCCGACGAUGUGGAGGCAUUUUGCCCGCCGGACAACUCGGAGUGAUCGCACCAAAGUUCGGCGAACAGGUGGCUUGGCACAGCGCCUGUUUCGCUUGCGACACUUGUCAUGAGCUACUCGUCGAUCUCACGUAUUGUAUGAAGGACGGUCGAAUCUUCUGCGAAAGACAUUAUGCGGAACAAAUUAAGCCACGAUGCGCCGCAUGUGACGAGGAAGAAUCGAGCUCAUCGCACAAAACGUGUUGUGCCUGCUAGUUCCGCCGAUACUUGGCCCCAAGCGAGCCGUCUCCUUCAUAACAACACUAUCA
This is a messenger RNA of Varroa destructor (honeybee mite), 2672 nucleotides long. Its product is annotated as testin-like. The record is from RefSeq and is a predicted model, not a curated record. Gene Ontology annotation, molecular function: zinc ion binding. Lineage: Eukaryota; Metazoa; Arthropoda; Arachnida; Mesostigmata; Varroidae.